AUGCACACUCCCAUUUCAGCACUUGGUCCUGAAAAGGUUGCCAACACUUCUAUAGUAGAAGUGCCUUCUUCUGCUCCAUUCCUCUUCAGUCAAGAUUGUAUCCCCUUUAAGCCUUUUGUAUUUGAGGAAAGUUCUUUAUUUAUAAAGAAUAUGGUGAAAAUCAGAGUGAUAGGUCCAAUGUUAGAUGUUUCAUUGAAGUAUGGCAGUUUCAUCCAAACUUGCCAGAGGGAAAAAGUACCACAGGAAGAACUACCUUCAGGCUCAUCAACAACAACGUUAAUAGAAGCACGGAGACGUGUUGAGCUACAUACUUCGAGAUCACACAAUUAUCAGUUUUCCAGUCAUCAGGAAGAUAUUACAACACGUGUGAUCCAGCAGGAAGUAGCACGUCGUGAUUCCUGCUCAACCAAAUAUCUCCACCAGGAAGGUUGUCUUACAACUGAACGAGGUUUGAUGGAAUUAAAACCAGAACAACACCUGAAGUAUGCUCAGCUGCAGGACUUUAGCAGGCAGAGUCAGCAGUUCUCCGAUGAGAUGGAUCUGAUUCCGAUGCGAUGGACAGAUGCAGCAGGGAGCAGGCAGGCAGCGAAGCAGCAGGACAGAAGGAAUAUAUCAGAUGAAGCACUGCAGGUAAACAAGCUGAAAAGAGAGAAUUUGUCUCUCAGAUGCAAAGUUGAAAAACUAGGUGGAGAAAAGGAGGAAAUCUUGAAAGACAAUAAAUAUCUUAAAGAAGAACUUAACAGAAAGAAAGUCCUAAUUUCUCAUCUGUUGAUGGACAUAAAAGAGCUCCACUGUGAGAAAAAGGACCUUACUGAUAUUAUUCGCUGCCUACGUUGGAAGAAACAGCAGUUGUGUGAAAAGUUUGAGGAAAAACUGAAUAGAGAGAGAACACUAAGAAAGGACUGUUGUAGGUCAUUGAUGUAUAGAGACAACUUACUAUCACUUGUGAGCAAAGAAUACAAAAAAUGCUUGGUGACUAUCUGGCAAACAAGUGCAGAUGUUGAAAAAGCAGAACAUCAAAUGCCGGAAAAUGAACUAAAAAAGGAAUGGCUUCAAAAUUCCAUAGACAAUCUCAAAACCAAACAUUCCAAAGAAUCUAGAAAAAAGGUACAGGAAUGGCUUCAGGAAUCUCUAAAAAACCUGAAAGAGAAUUCCCAUAAGGUAUCAAGACACACCUUGCCAGAAUGGCUUAAAGCUUCAGUGAUAACUCUUGAAAAGGAAUGUCCAGAAGUAUCCAGGGAAGAUGUAAAGGAAUGGUUGGAUACAUCCAUAAAUUGUCUUCAAAAAAAAGGGCCAGAAACAUCCCCAAUGAAUGUGGAGCAAUGGCUUGAAGAAUCUUUUAAAAGUAUUCAAGAUCUUCAGAAAUAUGAGGCAGAAUCUCGAGGUAGCUUAAGAAAGGGAUGGCUUGAAAAAUCAAUAGAAAACCUGAAGAAGCAAGGUUCUGAAGUACCUGUGAAAAAUGUAUUACAGUGGCUUGAAGGAUCCUUAGAAAGCCUCUCAUCUUCUAAAACACCUGAACCAGUUCUGGAAAAAUGGCUUCGAGACUCUUUGAAAAAUCUAGAAGAGGAAAGUCCUGAAACAUCUAAUCAAGAUGCCAAAGAAUGGCUUCAAAUGUCUGUAAAUAACCUUGAAGAGGAAGGACCUGAAACAUCACAUUUAAAUGCUCAAGAAUGGCUUAAAGAAUCUAUUAAAAGCCUUCAGGAUUUACAGAAACCUAAGAUAUCUUUUCAAAAUAGCCUAAGAAAUGGAUGGUUUGAAAAAUCAUUACAGAACAUGAAGAAGCAAUGUUCUGAAGGACUAGCAGAAAAUAUAUUACAAUGGCUUCAAGGAUCCCUAGAAAGAGUCUCAGCUUCUGAAGAACCUACACCAGUUCUGACCAAAUGGCUUGAAGAAUCCUUGAAAAAUCUGGAAGAGGAAAGUCCUGAAGAAUUUAAACAAGAUGUCAAAACAUGGCUUGAACCUUCUAUAAAGAACCAGAAAAAUGUGGAAGAGGAAAGUCCUGAAGAAUUUAAACAAGAUGUCAAAACAUGGCUUGAACCUUCUAUAAAGAACCAGAAAAAUGUGGAAGAGGAAAGUCCUGAAGAAUUUAAACAAGAUGUCAAAACAUGGCUUGAACUAUCUAUAAAGAACCUGGAAGAGGAAAAACCUGAAGAACUGCAUUUAGGAACUCAAGGAUGGCUCCAAGCAUCUAUUAAAAGCAUUCAGGAUACAAAGAAGUCGAAGGUAAAAUUUGAAGACAGCAUAAAUAAUGGAUGGCUUGGAAAAUCAACACAGGAUCUCCAGAAACAAUUUUCUCAACGACCUUUGGAAAAUGUAUUACAGUGGCUUCAAAGAUCUCGACAAAGCCUGUCAUCUUCUAAAUCAACCAACCUAGUUCUGGAAAAUUGGCUUCAAGAAUCCUUGACAAAUCUGGAACAGGAAGAUUCUGAGGAAGCUAAAGAUACCAAAAAAUGGUUUGAAAUAUCUAUAAAUAAUCUUGAACCAGAAGGACCUGAAGUACCACAUCUAAAUCCCGAGGAAUGGCUUGAAACAUCAAUUAAUGGCAUUCGGGAUUUCAAAAAGCAAUCCUUUAAAGCAUCAAAAGCCAGUCUGAGAUUCAGCAGGGAGAGAGUGAUUCGGGUAGAGUCUGCUUUAUCUGAAAGACAUUUGAGGAAUGGAUGGCUGCAAGCAUCUUUAGCAAAUUCCAGAGAGCAUGGUUCUACUGCAUCCAGAACCGGUGUUCAAGCAUGGCUGCAAACCUCUUUGAAAAAAAUCAAGCAAGAAUCUUCAGAAGAAGCCGGAAGCAACCUUGAGGAAUGGCUCCAAAAAUCCAUUGAAAAUAUCCAGAUGGGAUGUCCUGAAGAAUCCAUGCCAUAUGUGAAGGAAUGGCUUGAUUCAACCCUAAAUCACUUCCAAGAGCCAGGACCUGAAACAACCCAUCUAAAUGUGGAAGAGUGGCAUAAAAUAUCUAUCCAAGGUCUGCAGGAGGACAUAUUAAAAGAGAUGACAGGAGGAAAAGAUCCUAAAAUAUGGAGGACAAAAGUUUCCAAAGGAAUUCCUUCUCAAGAAAAACAGACUUUAAGGAAUAAACUAGACAAGCUGAUCUUGUGUUGCAGGUAUGACUUAUUCUAACUAAUGUGGGCUGUAAUCAUAGAUAUUUAAUUCAUCUGUUUUGAAUAUAUUUCUCUUCCAUUCCCUCUAAAUAUUUGAAAAGUCCCUAUCUUUUCAAAUGUCUGGAUUGGAAAUGAAAGGUUCAUUGUUAAUUCAUUCUUUCCUGUGAGUUAUGCCACUCUAUGGUUAAUACCAUUUGAUUAAAUGUUCUUUCACAAAGUGAUCUGAUUAUUGCUCUUUGAGACCACUACCGUCCUCCUUUCAGCCUGAUGAUGCUUAACUUCCCAUCACAGUAGAUCCCAAAAUAUAUCAGGAAUGAGCUCUUUCUCUCUGAUGGCCCGUUGAGAAGCAUUGGAUCAGACUAUAUUUGAUGCCCUUGAGAUACAUUGGGCUACAAUUCUUAACAUGAUUCAGUUGAAUGCAGAUGAUAAAGUUUGGAAAUACCCAGCCAAUGAAAGGCUAGUGGGCAGAGUGAAUUAGCAAAGAUUUCCUAAUGAGCUGUUGUCUUUUCUCUGUUCUUUUCAGAAAAAAGCAGGGACAAAUAUUGAAGACUUGUGGAUUCAUCCUCCUGGCAGUGUUCAUUUUUCUCUCUAUUUAUGUUCAUAUUAGACGGUACUGCAUAGUGAAUAAGCAGGGCCUUAGAUCUUAUUAACUUUUCAGUACCAGGAUGAAAAAGCUUUAGUUGGUAUUAUAGCGACUUUGUAAAGAAUAUAUAAUGUAUAAUAGUCAAAAUUUGUUCUUGUUUUUAUUUUUAAUAUAGUCCAAAUCUGUCUUAUGGGUAGACUUUCACAACAAAAUAUAGUUUUGACUGGAGGAAAGAUUGAUAUAAUAAGAAACAGGAAACGUUCCAAUCUCUUUAAAAAGAGAGAGGAAAAAACUAUGAGAUAUAUACAAAAGUAAAAUGCAAAAUCCAGACCCAGUUCUCCACCCGCUUUUACUGAAAAUUGCAAUUGUCUAUCUUUCUCUUCCCACAGUCAUCUGAGGGUUGUCAUGGGUCAUUUCUAGUUGUGUCUAUUUAAAUUUGUUUUCAGUGUCUUCUCACUGCUACUUAGUGUUCAUGAUUGUUGUUGAUAAUGAUGGAUGCUAAGAUUCUGCCAUCUUUUCUACAUGGUGGCUUUUAUAGUCCUUAUAUUGUAUGUUUGCUGUAGAUGACUUUUUUCUUCUUGGGCUUUUGAGUCCCUUGGCUUACAGAUAGACUCCAACUUACAAUAACAAGUGUACCAGAAUCUCAUUUGUUGAAUAAAACUCUCAUUGAGAUUUCAUAUAACUACUUUGCUCAAUAUCCUCAAUCCUGAGGGAUGUAAAGCAGACCAUGCAAUUUUAUGCCCCUCAGGAUUGAGGUUGUUGAGCAGUGUAUGGGAUGGGGCGGGUUAAGGCCUUGGAGCAGGUAGUCCUGGGCUUCUGCUAGGCCUCCCAGGGUGUUGUGGCCUACCAAACUCAGAUGAUGAGGCAGCUAUGGAAAAACUUGGGCCAGUCCUGGAGUCUGGGGAAGGCUCUAAUGGAUGUGCUGUGUUGGAAGCAGAGAGAGAGAGCCAGCCUGUCCAGCAUUUCACAGCUGCCUUUAGAGUGAGAGAUAAGUGGGGAAGAACAGCUGGGGCAUAUUCCAGAUGCGUGUAUGCACAGAGCUGUCAGGAGAAAACAAUUGAGGAACAGGGGCUGACUCAGGAAGAAAGGCACACAUGGACGCUAAAUGAUCCCUCCCUGGCUAGGGAAUAAAUAGAAGCAAAAGGGGAAUGGUGGUUGCAGGAGACAACAGUUCGUAUUUCGUUUGCUGAUCAUGGUUAUAGUAGUCUGUUAAUUGUUUCAGAGAUGUUUUUGAUUAAACUUUUAUCCUAUAUGUAGCUUGUUUUGAUUGCCCCAUAAUGGGUUGAGUUGCCUGGCACUUUUUGAAAAAAUGUGUGAUUAUCAAUUUUCUUCGUUUUUCUGGUGUUCUAGGUUGCUGUGGAUUUGCAGUCAUCUACACAGUUCUUGUUUGGAUUUGGAUUGUUACUUCAUUAACAGAGUACUUGGUUAGUGUAUGUUGUUUUUUAACAGACUUACAUUUCUGAUGUGCCAUCAUUUCACCUGCUGAUGAGGAUAUCCAGGCAGACUAGUAUGUUGUUUUCUCCUUCCCUUGUGAAUUUUAUUCGUUCAAAGAUGUUUUGGGUUGUUCCACGUGUCCUCUCUUCUCUGUGGUUUUUAUUUUAUUUUAAUGUUAUCCACAUUUUGAUUCUUUAUGUAGAAGUGCUAGUUUUUAGAUAUUGCAUUAUGAUUUCUGUUAUGAGUUGGGAAAUGGUGAAUCCAUGGAUGUUUCUGAUUUACUUAUUUCUUGGAUAUUCUGGAGAUAACUAUAUAUUUGAUAGAAUUUUCAGUCCCCUCUCUGAGCUGUCAAAGCCUUUUUGUAAUUGUUUCAUUUUCAUUUUGGGUAAUGAUACAAUUGGAUAAAGAUUGGGCUUAUGUAUUUUGGGGUGCCCUUAGAAGCAGGGGAGGCUGGGCCCUUUGCUUUUCAUUCCUUUUCUUUUGGGAUUUGUAGGCUGUCUAUUUGGAUUCAUGUUAUAUCUUUGUUUGUUGUUUGAAUAGUUUGGAAUUUUGUUUUUCUUCUUUCAGCUGGUCUUAGAAAUGUAGUCUUGAUGAUAGUUAUCAGCAUUUUUGUGUUUACUUUGGUCAUGGUUUGUUCCAAUUGCUCCUUCAGGCUGUCUAUGAUGUACCAGAUGGCAUUACUAACUAAUUAAAUAGCCUAACAGGACUCAUUUGCAAUAUACUAUGUGAAUACUAUAAAGUCAAAUGUACGACAGGCAGGAGAAAACUAGCAGAGGGCAUCCAUGAAAAUCAGCUAGUGGUGAGAAGAUGCAAUGAAAACUCCUUAAUCUUCCAAUAGCUGGAGAGCAAAGCUGCCAAAUAUCCAGCAUUGGCGGCAAAAUCAGCCAUUCUUUGAUGAAAGGGAAAAAAUUGUCUGCCGUUCAGCAUACCAUUUUGGGGGGAAGUCCAAGAGGACUUACCCGUAGUUUCAACUUUGACUAUCCUAGACAAAGACAAAUCCAAAAACAUUAGGGAAUUUCAGACAAUCAGCCACCAGUGGAACCAUAAUCAUAAAUGACAUUUACACACCACUCAAGAGACUAUAAAAAGUUAAGAAGGAAAGAAAGACAAGAAUACAUUCAUUCUAGCAGUCUACACUCAAUAUGCAGGAAUUAAGACCAAACAAUCCAUCAGAAUAUAAUACCCUAAUUAAGCUACUAAUGAGAAAACAAUACCUACAACAAUGGCAGUGCAAAGUACUGUAUAGAAACUGGGAGCAAACCAGCUGCAUAUACUGGUAUUGAUAUUAUCAUGUCAACAAGCAAAGAAUCCAGCUCAAAGUAUCAAGGACUCCAAAGUUCAAACCUGAGAUAUAGAUAUUCUCUUCUGUAGAAUCUGCAGAGGAAGAAAUAGUAUUUUCUAGUGUUUCCUAUGUAGCAAGCUGAUGGUGUUCUUUCAUUUUUUAAAACAUCUGUAAUAAUUAAAUAUUGAUUUAAUACUGAAUUCUUAGUCUAAAACCAGAUUGUCUAUGGAGACUCUGUCAUCCAGGUAAUAGUUGUCCCAAAGGUGUUUUUUCAAGAAACUUUUUGCGUUUUCUUUGAAGAUGUUUCACUUCUUACCCAAGAAAUUCUUUAGCUCUGACUAGGUAACUUCUAAAACCAGAGGUGAAUGCAAUUUUCCAAGAACCAUCUUGGUUUAGCGGUUUAUGUUUCUGCUGCUUCUACAGUUACUAGUAUUAAGCUCCACAAAUAAAUAAAUUGGAAGCAUAUCAGGAAAUACUUUUCAGAACUUCUGCCAGUUAGAAAAUAGUGAUAUACUGCUCUCCUAAAGGAAUAUGAUAUUGAAACAUGUACUUUAUAACCAAUGAUCACGCCAUCAACAAUGCUGAUUAUCUACAUGCAGGCUUAGAUUUGUAAGAAAAUGGAGGAAGGGAAAAAAUAGGGAGUUGUAGCUACACAAAAAGGGAUUUUCAAUUUAGAAAAAAAGCCAAAAAGAGGAUAAAUGGUGGAGAUCUAAAAAAAAAUAUGUCUGAAGAAAAUAAAUAUGUAAUAUUUGGGAUUAUCUAAUAAAUCUGAAGUCAAAAUUCUGAGCUUUUCAUGAUAAUAAACUCUGAAUCUCAUUUCCAUCAACAACAAAAUACUUCUGUUGAGAUUGAUGACUAUGGUUAACUAUGUUUUGAAGAAAAGGCAAUAAUUAGUUGCAUAUAUACAAAUUAUUGCUAUAUGAUUUGGGAAAUGUGUGGCAAAAUAUAUUCAGCUGGAAAUUCAGUGUUUUUCACUUUGGAUGUUACACUUUGAAUUCAGUAAACAAGAAGCCCAUGAUCUCUCGUGCUCUAUGUGUUUGAACACAUAAAGAACUGCCUUUACUUACCUACUAUAGAAAUCUCCCUAAACAAAGAACAAAAUAUGUAUUAUAACAUGUUAGAAUGUUUCUAAUUGUGUUGAUGCGAUACUGACUACAAUUCAAAUAGUGAUAAAAUCAGACACGGAAACUUUGUGUUGUCAAUUUAAUAUACUUUACUUGAAGAUUUUGCAUUUAUUUUUACAUUUCAAUGUUACAAAGUUUAUAAAAGUAAAGCUGAGAUGGGUGCCUAAAAUAUAUGAAGACAUACUUUAUUUCAAAAUGCUUUUCAUCUAAUUAAAAUAAAAAAUUAUAUUCCUGAUUUUGAAAUGUUUUGAUAGUAUUUUUUCAUUCUGAUACUUAUCUUCAACUAUAUGCACAUGGUUUUUGACCUUAUAAACAGAAAAAUAUCUAGUUCCAUAUCUGUGUCUCAAACAGCAAAUCUAAACAUCUCAUUUUUAUCAACAAUUCAUCUAUAUUGUAUUACUUAAAUAUAAAAUCUAUUUAACAAGCAACACUAACCCUCUUAUUUGGCUGCUUCUUUUACACAUAUUUGGUGUGUUAAAUUCAACUAAGGAAGGUUUGUUCUCAACAAUUAUUUAAAGGAUUGUGCUCUAAAUUUCUGUGAGAAUGAAAAUAAACUGCAAUGUUGUAUUACCCUAUGUAUUUGACAGAAACCACAUAAAAUGUAUCAUAAUAUCAAUUCUCAUCGUUAAUUACAUAAUUUGAAUAAUUUGUUUACUGUCAUAUGUGUGGUAUCACUUCCCCCCUGCUUCCCAAUUAUGUCCAUUUGUUACAUCAAGGAAUCCUGCUUUAAAAUUGACAGGAGGUGAAUACAUUUGCAUAUCUUCUUCAAUCUUUUGCUUGUCAAUAGACUAUUUC
Molecule: messenger RNA, 8310 nt
Organism: Thamnophis elegans (Western terrestrial garter snake)
Lineage: Eukaryota; Metazoa; Chordata; Lepidosauria; Squamata; Natricidae
Product: trichohyalin-like
Exons: 9
Coding region: 1-3111 (1036 amino acids)
Source: RefSeq, a predicted model, not a curated record